Propithecus coquereli (Coquerel's sifaka) is the source of this 1968-nucleotide messenger RNA. RefSeq names its product zinc finger protein 347-like. The record is from RefSeq and is a predicted model, not a curated record. NCBI's taxonomy places the organism in Eukaryota, Metazoa, Chordata, Mammalia, Primates, Indriidae. The coding region runs from base 1 to 1782 and encodes 593 amino acids. The transcript is spliced from 4 exons. Gene Ontology annotation, biological process: regulation of DNA-templated transcription.
AUGGAUCUUACUCAGGGACGGUUGACAUUCAGGGAUGUGGCCAUAGAAUUCUCUCUGGAGGAGUGGAAAUGCCUGGAUCCUGCUCAGAGGGCUUUAUACAAGGCAGUGAUGUUGGAGAACUACAGCAACCUGGUCUCCCUGGGAAUUUCUCCUUUUGACUUGAGUAUUAUCUCCACGUUGGAGCAAGGGAAAGAGCCCUGGACUGUGGAGAGCCAGGUGCAAAUAGCAAGAAAAUCAGAUGGAUGGAAAUGGAUCAAAGCAGCGAUCACAGAUCUCUCUCCUGAAUUUGUAAUAAAAGAUAUACCACCAAAAGAGAAGAGCAAUGCAGGAGAAGUAUUCCAAACAGUGACAUUGGAAAGACCUGAAAGCCAUGACAUUGAAGACUUUUCCUUUAGGGAAGUCCAGAAAAAUAUACAUGACUUUGAAUGUCAAUGGGGAGAUGAUGAAAGAAGUUACAAAGCAGAGCUUAUGACCCAGAAAGAAAAUCUCACUGGUAGAGGAGAUCAACAUGAUGGCAGGGAUGCAGGAAACAAGCUUAUUAAAAGUCAGUGUGGAGUAAUCUUUAAGUCACACGUGCCUCAACUGCAGCUACUUCAAAGUAAAAGGAAAGUUGACGAAUGUAAUCAAGUCAAGUCUAUCAACCAUGGUUCCUCAGUUUCACCACUUCUAGAAAUUCCUUCUAGUGGCAAAACCCACAUUUCUAAAAAAGAUGAAAAUCAUUUCAUGUUUUCUUCAUCACUCACAGAAGGACAAAAAGUAAACAAUGGUGGCAAACCUUACAAAUGUACUGAACGUGGCAAGGUGUUUACUGAAAAUUUACAUCUUACAUGUCAUCAGAGAAUUCAUACUGGAGAGAAACCUUACAAAUGUAAUGAGUGUGGCAAGGCCUUCGCUCGAACUUCACGGCUUGUAUAUCACAGGAGAACGCAUACCGGAGAAAAUCUUUACAAAUGUAAUGACUGUAGCAAGGUCUUCACUCGAGCUUCACAGCUUCUAUAUCACAGGAGAACGCAUACCGGAGAAAAACCUUACAAAUGUAAUCAGUGUGGCAAGGGCUUCACUCAACAUUCACACCUUGCAUGUCACAGGAGAACGCACACUGGAGAGAAACCUUACCAGUGUAAUGAGUGCGGCAAAGCCUUUAGUCUACGUUCAGGACUAACUCUCCACCAGGCAAUCCAUACUGGAGAAAAACCUUACAAAUGUAGUGAGUGUGGCAUGGUCUUCGCUCAAAAUAGAUACCUUGCACGUCAUAGGAGAAGGCAUACUGGAGAAAACCUUUACAGAUGUAAUGAGUGUGGCAAGACCUUCACUCAAAGUUGGCACUUUCUUAGGCAUCAAAGUAUUCACGAUGGAGAGAAACCUUACAGGUGUGAUGAGUGUGGCAAAGCCUUUAGUCUUUAUUCAAGCCUGACUACCCAUCAGAUGAUCCAUACUGGAGAGAAACCUUACAGAUGUAAUGAGUGUGACAAGUCCUUCACUCAACAUUCACAGCUUGCAUGUCACAGGAGAACGCACACUGGAGAAAAACCUUACAGAUGUAAUGAGUGUGGCAAAGCCUUCACUCGAAAUACAUACCUUGCACGUCACAGGAGAAGGCAUGCUGGAGAAAAACCUUACAGAUGUAAUGAGUGUGGCAAGGCCUUCUGUCAAAAUUGGGACCUUGGUAGGCAUCAAAGUAUUCACAAUGCAGAGAAACCUUACAAGUGUUAUCAAUGUGGCAAAGUCUUCACUAAAAAUGCAUGCCUUGCACGUCACAGGAGAACGCAUACUGGAGAAUGACCUAACAGAUGUAAUCAGUGUGGCAAGGCCUUCGCUCAACAGUCACGGCUUGUUAGUCAUCAAAGUAUUCACAGUGGAGAGAAACCUUACAAGUGUAAUGAGUGCGGAAAAAGCCUUUAGACUGCGUACAUUCCUAAGUGUGCAUCAGGCAGUCCAUAUUGUUGGGAAAUAGAGUUAAGAGACAUG